Molecule: messenger RNA, 1287 nt
Organism: Penicillium longicatenatum
Lineage: Eukaryota; Fungi; Ascomycota; Eurotiomycetes; Eurotiales; Aspergillaceae
Product: camp independent regulatory protein
Exons: 2
Coding region: 1-1287 (428 amino acids)
Molecular function (GO): DNA binding
Source: RefSeq, a predicted model, not a curated record
AUGGAGACUUACUACGGACACGUCCGCACACCGGCGGACGCCAUCAUCUUGUUUGAGGCCUGUCGCAUUGGUCUGCUGCCACGAGUACAAAGGCGUCUUUCUGAGAAGGAACGACAGUCAAUCAGAUCGGGAUCAGUAUUCGUCUGGGAUGAGCGAGAAGCGGGCAUGCGCCGAUGGACAGACGGCAAAUCAUGGAGCGCCAGCCGAGUGUCCGGCAGCUUUCUGACAUAUCGGGAGAUGGAAGGCAAGCGGGGUGGUGGCAGCGUCUCACAAGGCUCCAUGCCUAGAACGGGCAAGACACCGGACAGUAGAGGAAGCGACGAGGAGCGAGGUGACGGCACCGACGAGGGUCCUGAUGGAUACCGGUACAAGCCCGAUGGAUUGAUGAAACAGUCAUUCAGUAUCACAACUUCCACUGGCCAGCACCUUCACCUGAUCAGCUACUACGCUCGCGCUCACUCAUCUGCCAUGUCUCUUCAACAACCCACCACGGAUCCCGCCCUGCGUCAUGUUCGACCCCAGAAGGGCCUGUAUCCGGAGUCAACGGUGAACGAUCAACAGAACCUUCCGGUGGUCACUCGUGGACCCAUGCCUGGAGCUGCUUACCCCAUCACUCCUCACCCCAUCGGCCCGUAUCCUCGUGCAACCCACGCACCUUCGUAUCAACAACCCUCGUAUGCAUGGCCUCCAACACCCUUGGCCACACCACCAACAGUAUCCGUUCAUUACGGUCCGGGCUAUCCCCAACUCGUCCCUGGCGCCAAUGGUCCCCCACCAUAUGGCCACCCGCAUCAAGCCGCCCCUCACCCAGCCCACGGCCAUGCACUCCCCCCCGCCUCCCCAUGGCGCACCGGUUACCCUGGUCGAUCACCUCGCACAAUGCACGAGCCUCUCCAACAAGGAAGCCCCCGAGGUUACGGGCAGCCCAUGGCCGAUCCCCGUCUCGCCUCGCCCCGCGUCGCUCCCGCACCUGGCGCUCCACAGCCCAACGGUAUCGCGCAAAGCCCGCACAUGCUGAAGCAACAACUCGGUCCCAUCGGUACUCCCCCCAAACCCGCUGAGCCGGUCGGUCCCCCGGGUACCGUUCCUAGUAUUGGAACCCUCAUGGCUAGUGCAUCUCUGGCCCCGAUCUCCUCAACCGGCCCUCCCGUAGGCCCGGGUAGUCCCAACCCUGCUCGCCCCGGUGCGGUAGGCGAAGGACCCCGAGAUAUUCCCAAUGAGAAGAUUGGAUUUGGAGGAGAAGACAUGCGGGCUUUGCGUCAGCUGGACCGCGUGUUCAUCGCGUAA